Molecule: messenger RNA, 1302 nt
Organism: Cordyceps fumosorosea ARSEF 2679
Lineage: Eukaryota; Fungi; Ascomycota; Sordariomycetes; Hypocreales; Cordycipitaceae
Exons: 2
Coding region: 1-1302 (433 amino acids)
Source: RefSeq, a predicted model, not a curated record
AUGAAUGGGACUCUAGAUCCAGAAGCUGGAAAUAAAAUCACAGGUUUCGCUGCCGCCGCCGCCACCGAUGAGCCGGCCAAGACCAACACAAACGCCGCGACAGCUGAAGCCGACGACGCUGAUGCGUCACAGAGCAGCAGCAACAGCAGUGUACAAGAAAAGCUAGGCCCAUCCACCAUUUCCACCAGCGACAUGUACAUGUGGAAGCAGCUGGAGCUCGAAAAGUCCAAGUAUCCGGGGGCGAGCACCUGGGCACCGGACGAGGAGCGUCUGUUUGAGCUGCUCUUCUUCCGCCAGGAUCUGCCCAUCCUGCCUUCGCACUGGGGGAUGGACCUCAGCAACGUUCCAAUUUCCGAGGCCAACUUUGCCGACGCCGAGCACUCUCCCGUCGUGUACGCCCACUCCAAAGACUUUCUAGGAAAACCCCCAAAAGCUACGAACGCACUGGUCCGCCUCAUAGAACUCACCGCCGCCGUCCGCACCACCAGCGAGUCGGGCCUGCACCACCGCGUGCCCGGCAUGGUCAAGGACGGGCUGGACCGGUUCCUCGCCUGGGCCGCCGAGGACGGCGGCUACCUCCACCGCCGCGUCGUGCCCAACGUCAUCACUGAGGUCGUCGACACCGCCAUGCCGGAGCGCGCUAUCACCGAGCUCCUGCAGGGCCGCAUGCGCGCCCUGGCCCGCCUGCAGCGCGAGUUCCUCCGCGAGGACCGCGACCCCAACUUUUGGCGCAACAACAACACCAAGACGCUGGGCGGCGGCGGCGAUGACUACGCGGAAGAGGGAUGGGGCCGUGGCAUCCUACAGCAGGGAUACCUGUCGCCGCGGCGCACCAGGCUUGUCAACAAGCUGCGCCGCCGGAGAGCAGGCCGCACCGGCAAGCAGCCGCGACUGGGCGACAACAGCAACUCGACCGAGGAUGAGCUCACCCGGGGCACGCCGCCGCACCACGACGUGGCGGCGGCGCCUACACCACGACGCCGCACGUUUGCCAGCGGCGCCGACGACGACGACCUGGACGAGCUGAGCACUUCCCCCGUCAAGUACCGCCGCCCGCCCCCCGUCGUGUACGGCUUCUUCAUCCUCGACAGCUCCGUCUUCAUCCUGACGGCGGACGCGUCGCUCGGCGACCAGGCGUACGUCAGCUUCCACGUCGAGGCCGACUUCAUGGAGCACCGCCAGAGCGUCUGGAACGCGCUGACGCUGGCCAUGGUCGCCUGCCUGGCGCGCGACGAGAUGCGCGAGCGCGCCGACGACUUUGAGCCGCAGCCGGAGGAGGAAGACAGCGAUCCGGAUCUGUAG